AUGUUGAAGACAGCAAAAGUAAACUUUUAUCAUGUGGAGCGGCGGAGAAAGGAGCCCGCCAUGUUCCAAGCCACGGAUGCCAAGUCCGGGUUCUCAUCAUUCCCCACGCGAACUCACACCGAACUGUGGACACUUGUUUCUCAUGAGAAUGGCCGGGAGGGAAGACUGGAUGGAGGAGAGGACGAAAGAAAGCCAGGGGACGGCUGGGAAGUGAACCCGGGCCUCCUGAUUACCGAAUUGAGGAAAGCGAGCAACGCGAUAGAAGGAAAGAACCCGACGACAUACCCUCUCCAAUUCCGGCCCAUCCAGGAUGGUAGAUACUCCUUGGGCGUAGAUGAGGAUGACAAGCAAUGCCUAAAUGUCCUCUUCCUCGGCUUGGCCGGAUCAGGGAAGUCGAUGUUGCAAGAGGCGAUGGCAAAUUACGGACUGGGGAUGGAUUAUUUGGAUCCCUAUCGAUUUCAGGUGAAAGUGGACGAACCCACGGAGAAGAUCACUUCACAUACCUUUUUCACCAGAGACAAGAAAAGGUUCCCUCGUCCUGUCACAUUCAUCGAUACCCCUGGCUACCAAAGAGGGACUGUCUUGCAGGACUGCAAGUUGAUGGAAGACAUUCGUGUUUACAUCCGAUCCAAACACGCGCUUGGGAUCCAUGCUAUCAUUUACGUUGUCCAACACUCUCAGGGGAGACUAACGAACGAGCAGAAAGUUGUAUUGGGAUAUAUGGCCAAUGUAUUCGAAGAGCAGGAGAAUAUCAAGGAUAUCUCCUAUUUGUUUUGCACAUUCGCGGACAGCAAAAAAUGCCCCCUCGCCUUACAAGCCAUAAAUGAGGCAGGACUGAAAUACAAGAAACAUUUCGCCGUGAACAGUUCCUCCUACUUCGUCAAGGACGAAGAAAAUGGCGAUUCCAGUGAUGACGACGAGAAAGACCGGAAAGAGGGGAAAUUAGUGUCCAUCAACAAACUCCUGUUCGACAUGACGGUGAAGAGCAAUGAGGAAUUCUUCGACAACAUCCAGCUAAACCGGCCCAUUCAAGUUCGCCCCAAUCCCCGCCCCGAUCCCCGCUUAAGAUUGGUGAAUCCCCCCCAGUAUAUGGUGAUAGACUCGAUGCCAGAGGGGAGAGGGCAAAACGAGCAAACUCCUAUCACCCCUGUGCCACUAAAUAAAAGGUAG
Darwinula stevensoni is the source of this 1170-nucleotide messenger RNA. The record is from the annotation of a GenBank genome assembly. Lineage: Eukaryota; Metazoa; Arthropoda; Ostracoda; Podocopida; Darwinulidae.